Penicillium soppii is the source of this 1614-nucleotide messenger RNA. RefSeq names its product fungal specific transcription factor domain-containing protein. The transcript has 6 exons. Gene Ontology annotation, molecular function: zinc ion binding; sequence-specific DNA binding. The record is from RefSeq and is a predicted model, not a curated record. Gene Ontology annotation, cellular component: nucleus. Gene Ontology annotation, biological process: positive regulation of transcription by RNA polymerase II; DNA-templated transcription. NCBI's taxonomy places the organism in Eukaryota, Fungi, Ascomycota, Eurotiomycetes, Eurotiales, Aspergillaceae. The coding region runs from base 1 to 1614 and encodes 537 amino acids.
AUGGUCGAUAUCAAAAAUUACCUCAACGAACCAGACUCCCCAGAGGCGCCCCUUUACGUUGACGGUAAUGCAUAUGAUUUCGAUUGGUCUCUGACUGGGGAUGGUGCAUUGAUCAAACAGGAAUUGCCAUCAUUUGACCAUGCUCUCUAUUUGAUGAACACCGUCAAAUUCCACAUGGCCCAGCUUUACCAUCUGUUUGACGAGACCAUCUUCACCGAACACUUACGUCAACUCUACGGCCCCUCUCCUCCAGAAACAGCAGAGUUUGGGCUUUGGUACAUUCAAUAUCUACUCGUUAUUGCUUUAGGUAAAACCUUUCUAGUCCAAAGGACAGCAAGAGAUCCCCCACCAGGUGCAAUAUUCUUCGCUCGGGCGAUGAAACUUCUUCCAGAUAUCAAGGGUCUUUACGAAGAUACUCUUAUGUCUAUCGAAAUACUUUGUGAGAUCUCCUUGUAUCUCCAAUUCAUUGAUCAUAGGAACAGUGCCUAUGUUUAUCUCGGGAUUGCGCUUCGUAUUGCGUUAACACAAGGUCUUCAUCGAGAGGUGGACAUGGACGAGUCAACCGGAUCAACUGCCCGAUAUCGGUCUGUCUGGUGGACGCUGUAUAUUCUAGACCGAAGAUUUUCCUCAUUGAUGGGAGCCCCAGUAUCCAUACACGAUGCAGAUGUGACGGUAACCUUGCCUCAUCCGGGGGACUUAUCUCAAGGAUACGAGGCAUUGGCCAUGCACGUCAAACUAUCGCGUGUCAUUACAAGUGUCCUCAAUUCGGUAUAUGGAUUGGAUGGAAGAUUGAACCUAUCCUUUGUCAAACACAUUCAAGAGGUGCUUCUCACCUUGGCCAACCUUGCACCAGAAUUGGAAACCCAUUUCGGUCUCACAAGCUCCCGCGCUGAACCAAUAUCCAGAGUAGCUGGCACACUGAACCUUUGCUAUCAUCAGUGCAUUGUGCUAGCGACUCGACCCCUGCUUGUCUACCUCUUGUUCGACAAACUUUCGAAUCCCUCUAGUAAUCGUACAGUCACCAGUUCAAUCAAAGCCCUGACCAAAGCCUGCUUUGACUCGGCUGAAAAGUCACUUCGUAUCCUCUCUGCUCUACGUUCACAGGAUCUACUUGAGACUUUUCAUCCAUUCGAUAUUGAUAGCGCCCAAUCUUCCGCGUUUGUUUUGCUUCUAAUAAAAACAAUUGACUCUAAUGGCAGCACAGACAACAGUAUGCCACACAUUGAGUACGCAGAGUAUAUUCUCGACACAAUGAUUCAAAGAGGCUCAGUUCCCGCAAAGCAUCGCAGUUCCGAGCUGAAAGUACUACAAGAGCUCUUGAGACUUUUGGAAAAUCGAACUGCCAGAACAGACCCGGCCCAAUCUGUAAACUCUGUGGAAAAGGAUAGGGUUCCGCAAAACCACGUCGCCAACGGGGACAUUGUCACUGAGCAAGGUCUCGACGGAGCCUCAUUUUCGCAGUAUGCAAAUGCGAUGGGGGAUACCGGCUUGUCUCCCGAUGAAAUGCUCGAAGUUGCGCGUCUAUUGGAAUGGGGCAAUACAUUUCCCGAAGCAUCUAUGACAAUGCCACAAGAGCAGCUGUGGGAUAUUUUUGGCGAUACUGUUUAUGAGUAA